This is a messenger RNA of Chrysochloris asiatica (Cape golden mole), 279 nucleotides long. RefSeq names its product alpha hemoglobin stabilizing protein (gene AHSP). Lineage: Eukaryota; Metazoa; Chordata; Mammalia; Afrosoricida; Chrysochloridae. Gene Ontology annotation, biological process: protein folding; erythrocyte differentiation; protein stabilization. The record is from RefSeq and is a predicted model, not a curated record. Bases 1 to 279 code for a protein of 92 amino acids. Gene Ontology annotation, molecular function: hemoglobin binding. Gene Ontology annotation, cellular component: cytoplasm. The transcript has 2 exons.
AUGGCCCUUCUUCAGACCAAUAAGGAUCUCAUUUCCACAGGAAUCAAGGAAUUUGGUGUUCUGCUGAAUCAGCAGGUCAUGCCCGAUAGUCCAAUCUCUGAAGAAGACAUGGCGACUGUGGUGGAUGACUGGGUGAACAUGUACACCAACUAUUACAAGCAGAAGGUGACUGGAGAACAGGAAGAGAAAGACAGGGCUCUGCAGGAACUUCGUCAAGAGCUGACUGCUAUGGCCAACCCUUUCCUGGCCAAAUACAGGCUUUUCCUGAAGUCCCUGUAA